AUGUCGGACCAGGAAUGGGAAAUCCGUACAGGUCGAGCUAUCUACGUGCUGCAGCAGACCCUGCCGGAUUUCUUCGAGAUUGGGCUGGUCGCAGCUGUGGACCGCAGCCAAGGGCCUGCUAUGAACGACGGGAACAUACUGAAGAGGGGAGGGAAGAUACCGGGGCGGGAUGAUGUUGAGGAGAUAUACAGCCCCAAGGUCAUCCUGUCCUACACCCCACCUACCGCGCUGCCCCCUCCUUUUCCUCGGACAUGGCACCUAGAAGGUCUCCCGCUAUACAUGGCGUCUUCCGUCUUCCUGCGCCACACAAUGAAAGCGCUCUACACAGACUUGUCCGUCGAGCUGCGCAAAGUUACCGUGCAAUCUUCUGCCUCGCGCUCGAACGACUCCCCUUCCUUCGGACAGGUAUCGCCCGGAUCUGAGAGUGCAAACCCACGAGACAGUCUGCAUAGGAGGCAGAAGAGCAUGUUCGUGCGGUUGGGCGUGUCUGGGAUCAACAGGGUCAGCGGAGCAACUGGUGAAUGGGAUAUCGCAUCGACGUAUACCUUCUCGCCCACCUCAGGCCUUGUCAGCACGCACACCAUCAACUCUAUCCACCCAGCACCGCAUCUUUCCGCGUACGACAUGCUUCGAGCGGCUCUGGGCAAAUUGGGUCUGGGAGGCAGUGAUAGCGCACCGAAGCCAGGUGUAGGUGCUGGCGCAGCUUGUGAGGGUUCACAGCCCCGUACAUCCUCCUUGAGCGAAAGAAAGCGGUCGUAA
Messenger RNA from Gloeophyllum trabeum ATCC 11539, 759 nucleotides. RefSeq lists its product as uncharacterized. The transcript is spliced from 4 exons. The record is from RefSeq and is a predicted model, not a curated record. Bases 1 to 759 code for a protein of 252 amino acids. NCBI's taxonomy places the organism in Eukaryota, Fungi, Basidiomycota, Agaricomycetes, Gloeophyllales, Gloeophyllaceae.